This is a messenger RNA of Sungouiella intermedia, 1359 nucleotides long. Lineage: Eukaryota; Fungi; Ascomycota; Pichiomycetes; Serinales; Metschnikowiaceae. The record is from the annotation of a GenBank genome assembly.
AUGCCCGAGUCGUUUCUCUCGUGGGACCCUGCCCAAGUGUCGUCGUACCUUCGAUCGUACGUGGACCAAGACGUCACGGCUGCCUUCAUUGAAAAUAAUAUAGACGGUUCACUUUUACCGUUCCUUACAACUGAACACCUACGAGAAUUGGGGAUUCCCAAAUUAGGUUCCCGUCUCAGAGCGAAGAGAGCCAUUAAUGACCUCAUGGCCCAGCAGUUUGCCGAUGCCGUGCCCACUGGGCCCAAUGAUCCCAACUUUCGGUUAACUUCCGUCAAUAUCAACUCCAACUACGUCUCGAUGGAAGCUCUUUCACUCUGUGCGGUUCUUCUUCGUGAUAUCAACAAGUUUCUCGAACCCAAGCCAGACACGGAUGCUCUAGACUUGCGCAAAUUGAAUGAUAACUUCAAUAAGCUCAAGACUGAUUUGAACCCAGUGAUUCGUCUCAUGAAGGAGUCCAAACCGCUUCCCACACCUACUUUGGAUCCAAGCGUGGGUGUUCUGCUGCCCACAUACUCUUCUAAUUCGAUUUACUCGACCAACUCGUGGCUGACAUCCGAAAGUGACGGAAACAAUACUAGCAGUGGAGGAUCUGCCCCUGCUGCCUCUGCAUCGGCUGCUUCGUCAGUUCCUUCGUCUGCACCUUCAUUGGCACCUUCUUCGGCACCUGGAUCGUCAGGUGCCACUACUACGUUGACCCUGCUCCAGACAAACUCAAUCCCCAAAUCUACCUCCAAUUCGUCUCUUCAGAGACAACCGUCUGUGGCCAGCCCAACAUAUUCCAAACGUUUUUCAUCCGGUUCGGUUCUUUCUAUGGGAGUGGGAAAGAUCACCGAGGUGAAGUCGGCAGCAGCAGGCAGAUAUCUUAAUAAACCAAGGUUGGUGGAGGCCCGACAAUCUCCAAUUACCCACGAGAGUGAGGGGGGAGAACUUCCGGGGUUGAAGCUGCUGCUGCAACUUCAAAUGGUGACCGGUGGCCCACCCAGCUUGAAAACCAAGGCGUCAACCAACCUGAUGGCUACAUCAAGAACUGUGACGGAGAUGCCUCAUUCGCAGACGGGAAAUCAGCCAUUGAAGCAGCUCAAAGCCUCAACUGAUGAUACAUGCUUGAAAGUGCUCCAGCUGGCUAUGCGUCGACACCACAUUCCUCGAGAAAAGUGGUCGAAGUAUGUGCUUGUCAUUUGCUACGGAGACAAAGAACGUAUUCUCAAGCUCACAGAAAAGCCAGUGUUGGUGUUUAAGGAGUUGCAGGGCCACGAGAAAAAUCCCACCAUUAUGCUUCGUGAGUUGGCAGUCACUAAUACCAAGGAACAAUACGAAGAUUCACGCAUUGGAGAUGAGAUUCCGGGCGGAACUCUUUAA